AUGACGACAGACCGUUCGCUGACGGUGUUCCUUGCGGCCAAGCACAGCACGGGCUUUCGGACGCAGGUCAGCACUCUGCCGAACAUCCACCUUCUGCCUCCGGUGCAGAUUCUCCGCGUGGAGCCUGAGAUCAUGGCGGUGGUGGAGCGCAAUGACACCAGCAGCGUGCCCCUUUUGUACCUGCGAGUCUUUGGUGAGGAGCAUUUUCUGAAGCAUGCCGCGCGAAGCCGGACGAAGCAGUGUCGUUUGCAGUGGCAGUUCCCUGGUAUGGAGGAGCGGCUUCUGACAGCCUUUGUGGUGAAUGAGACAGAGGUGGUCUGCCAAGUACCGCAGUAUCUGCUCUACCUGAACGAGCAGGCCUACUUGUCGCUGUCCGUCGACGGCAUGCUCUGGUCGAACUCCCUGCCCGUCUUCUUCAUGAGACAGGUCCGCCUGGAGAUCGCCAGCCCUACUCUGGUGCCCCCUUUCACGCCCAUCACGCUGAACAUCACGGGCACUUUCGAGUCCCUGCAGCAGUACCAGGCCUGGUAUAUAUAUAUAUAG
This is a messenger RNA of Symbiodinium sp. CCMP2456, 543 nucleotides long. NCBI's taxonomy places the organism in Eukaryota, Dinophyceae, Suessiales, Symbiodiniaceae. The record is from the annotation of a GenBank genome assembly.